ACACACACAUUCACCUGCUGUCUCUCAGGCUGUGGCACAUCCACACACACACACACACACACAUUCACCUGCUGUCUCUCAGGCUGUGGCACGUCCACACGUAUCUCGCAGCCAGUGCUGCUGUCUGUCCCUCUCCUAGUACUAUCUUUAUUUGUUCUGUUUCACUAAUGGCUGUAAAGUUCUUUAUUAAGUUGGUGAGUUUGUUGAAGUAGAGGUUUCUUAUGGAUAUGUAUUUAUGACAGUGAAGGAGGAAGGUCUCUGUCUCGAUCUCUCCUGACUCACAGUGAGCACACACCCUUUGCUCUCUGGGUAACCAGCUCUUUCUGUGUCUACCGGUCUCGAUGGCCAGUCUGUGCUCACUGAGCCUGUACUUGGUCAGGAUCUGUCUCUCUCUCUCUCUUUCACACACACACACACACACACACAGAGCUUGACAUACAUGUUCAGGACAAGUUCUGUAAUCCUACUAUGUGUGUACAGUAUGUACAUUGAGCACUGCUGUUCAGCUGGCAUGUUUGGGGCCAAAUUUCUUUGUAUUUUUGAUCCUUUUUUAAAUAUGUAAAACAGUAUUUUAUUUGGAUGGAUUUGUCUGUCAGAUUUAUCAGAUUCACCAACUGUUAUAACAUCUCUAGUAGGCUACUUUCCUUUCAGGAAGCCAAAGCUAAGUUAAAGCUUCUGGUUGCAAAGCAGUUGGAGAGUUUUUUUUUUUUUUUGACUGCAUUAAUAAUAUUUAGCGCGAAUUUGGCUAUAUUCCCCAACAUCAGCUCUCACUAUCUUUUCACAGGCAAGUGAUUUCGUAGAGGAAUCUUAAAAUCAAUAAGUCAUCAUGUGACACACAGCAGCCAACAGCACUUAUGUUUUAUUUAUUUUUUCCUUUUUAUUCAAAACAUUUCCAAACGCAUUAACUAUAUCAUGAAAUAUUUUGAUUCUCACCAUUAUAGAUUAUGUUGAUAGUGGGCAAUGGUCAAAGUAACCUAAUAAUGUAAUCUAUUAACUAUGCAUAAAAACCUGUCUGUUUAUGGGUGUCAUGCCAUGACAUAUUUUUAAUACGACUGACUUUAUAUUUAAUGUGAAUUUAACAUUGAAAGUUAAUGUGAAUAAAAACAUUACAUGUUAGUCUACUAAUCAUAACACUUUCAUUUUACAGAAAGAGAGCAAAGAACAUUUACAUUAUCAAAGAACAAUUUCACUGAGUCUAGUUCAAGCACUCUCCAAAACUCCUAUUAAAAUCACUGCUGUUUACACUAUGAAAUUAAUAUCUUACAGAUUCUUACACACAUUUGCACUUUGUUGUUUCUGACGAGAGAACUCGCCAGAAAGAGGUAUUCAGUCAGCGAGCGAGUGAAGAAAACGCCAGUUUUUUAGCGAUGACUCAUCUGAACACCUCUGAUUGGUCAUUGCAUUCAUAAAAUCAACAGAAUCGUGUGUGAUUGGUUAUAAUGCGCAGCAGUGCUAUAAAAACGAGUCUGUCUCUGGUUCAGCGCCAGCAAACGCAAAUUUGAAUUUAGCAGCUGACGAUAUGAUGCACUGAACGAUUUAAUCAUGCUGGUGUGAUUGUAUCAAUUAUUGAAAAUAUUAUUCGGCUAUUUUUUCUCUUUUGGAAACUGCAUUCAAAAUCCACUUGCCUCAAAAAUCUGAGGGGGCACGUGCCCCCUCACUUUGAAUGGGCAUGACACCUCUGGGCAGUCUCAAAUCUGUCCCAAUGGCUCUCAAUUAGAGCUCGCUGCAGUUCCUCAUUUCACCACAGAUUUACGUUGCAAAAUUGUGGGGCGCUGUUGAGCUCGGGAGGUCUCAGGCACCGUCUGCCCCAUCAUGACAUGCCUGUUAAAGCCAUGCGCGGGAUUUUAACAUACUGCUUGCUUUACGACUUAAAAUAGUUUAGAAAAUCCGAAAAAUAUUUGUUACACAAUGCUGAACACAUUUACAAUUUAUUAUUGAUUCAGUUUAUAUAGAGGUCUUGUAUGAAUAUUUUGGCUCAUAUAGACCAGCCGCGCCUGGUUAUAGGUCAUAGUAUCUCCAUGGAUCACAGUUCAGACCUACUUGUUAUUCGUUGUGCAUUGUUGGAAAAGUAAAUAAAACAACAUUUAGUGCAUAUAUAAACCAAAAAGCAUGUUCUAAUCAUGUAAAUGCAGUAAUAUUGGUGCAAUGAUUGUGUUAAACCAGAACUUUUGCUUUUAUGGCAUAAUAUUGAAUACAUUUCUUGUCUUGUUUUAAUAGGCUCAGUAAGAUUAAUGAUUCACCAGAGAGUCACAUACAUGCUGAUUCAACCACAGCAACCCUUUAUUUUCAUGGAUUGUUUUAUAAUGUUUUAUAGGAUCACACGAGGUUUGUGUGCAAGGUUUAUAGCAGCGGCUAUAAAUGUGUGAGUGUAUCAAUUGAGGAUCUCAGAGAGAAAAUGGCUGUUGUUGAGUCGCUGCUGCAGUUUCUCAGCACAGGUACAUUACUGGGAGCUUUGCUGUUGCUUCUGGUUUUGUAUUUGCUUUCUUCUGGAUCCAAAUCUCAGAAAGAAGGGAAAGAGCCACCAGGACCCAAACCACUGCCACUGGUGGGGAACCUGCUGACCCUUGACCUCACGAGACCCUUUGACACCUUUUUUGAGCUCUCCAAAACCUACGGGAACAUAUUCCAAGUGUUUCUGGGUCCCAGAAAAACUGUGGUCAUUGUUGGAUACAAAACUGUCAAAGAAGCUCUAGUGAACCACGCAGAAGAGUUUGGCGACAGAGAUAUUGGACCUAUUUUUAGGAUAAUGAAUGACGAACAUGGGAUCCUGUUUUCCAAUGGAGAGAACUGGAAAGAGAUGCGACGCUUUGCUCUCAGCAACCUGCGGGAUCUUGGGAUGGGCAAGAGAGGAAGUGAAGAGAAAAUCAUAGAGGAAAUUGAGUAUCUGAAAGGAGAGUUUGAUAAGUUUGAAGGAAAACCCUUCGACACGACACAACCUGUGAACUACGCUGUGUCAAACAUCAUCUCAUCGAUUGUGUACGGCAGCAGAUUUGAAUACACAGACCCUCAAUUCACUGCAAUGGUCGACAGAGCAAAUGAAAAUGUUCGGGUUGGUGGAUCAGUUUCUAUGAUGCUUUACAACAUAUUUCCGUGGUUGGGUCCGUUCCUGAAAAACAAAAGGAUUAUUAUAGACAAUGCUCUGCAAAAUAGACAACAGAUGACGAAGUUGAUCAAUGGGCUUCUGGAGACUCUGAAUCCACACGACCGCAGAGGGUUUGUCGACUCCUUUCUCAUCCGCAAACAGAACGACGAGCAAUCCGGCAAGAAGGACUCAUACUUUCACCAGGAGAAUCUUAUGAUGACGGUGGGAAACCUCUUUGUCGCUGGUACUGACACCACAGGAACGACUCUGCGCUGGGGUUUGAUGCUUAUGGCCAAAUACCCUCAUAUACAGGAUCAAGUUCAGGAGGAGAUUGACAGAGUGAUCGGUGGACGUCAGCCAGUGGUGGAAGACAGAAAGAAAUUACCGUAUACAGAUGCAGUGAUUCAUGAAACUCAGAGACUGGCAAACAUAGUACCUUUGAGUCUACCGCAUAUAACCACCUGUGAUGUUACAUUAAAUGGAUACUUCAUCAAGAAAGGCACCACUGUAGUUCCUCUGCUGACGUCUGUUUUGAAGGAUCCAAACGAAUGGGAAAAACCAAACAGCUUUUACCCAGAACACUUCCUUGAUGAGAAGGGCCAGAUCGUCAAGAGAGAUGCUUUCAUGCCUUUUUCUGCAGGACGCAGGGUUUGUCUUGGAGAGAGUUUGGCCAGGAUGGAGCUCUUCCUGUUCUUCACCUCCCUUCUUCAGAGCUACCGCUUCACGACUCCACCUGGAGUGUCUGCAGAUGAUCUGGAUCUCAAAGGAAUAGUCGGAGUCACAUUAAAUCCGUCCCCACACAAGCUGUGUGCCAACAGACGCUCCUGAUUCAAGAAAAUAUCAGCAGUCCUUUGAAGAAAACAUUGAAACAAAACAUCUCAUCUUAUUUAAAUUAAACCCCGGUAUAGUUGUUGCACUAAUUUUAUUUACUCUGAGUAAAUGCACUGACUGUAAUUGAAAAGAAGACAAAAUAGUUUAAUGACUGAUGAUUGUAAAAACUGUUUGCCAUUUGACUUUAAAAUGUGUUUGAAAUAUUGGCAUUUUCACCUUGACAGGUGACCUCCAGUAAACUAUUAGCUAAUGAACUAAAUUAGUCUGAUGAAAGCUUUAUCAGCUGUUUAUAAAUCUGAGUGUAUAUACCAUGGCACAUUUUGUUUACUGUAGAUCAGUAGUUAGUUCUAUUCAGUCUUGUUUGAAUCUUAAGCUAUUAAUUAUUAAAAUUAUUAAACUUUUCUUAUUCAAAACCAA
This is a messenger RNA of Onychostoma macrolepis, 4330 nucleotides long. Its product is annotated as cytochrome P450 2K1-like. Gene Ontology annotation, biological process: xenobiotic metabolic process. The coding region runs from base 2396 to 3910 and encodes 504 amino acids. The record is from RefSeq and is a predicted model, not a curated record. Gene Ontology annotation, cellular component: cytoplasm; intracellular membrane-bounded organelle. Lineage: Eukaryota; Metazoa; Chordata; Actinopteri; Cypriniformes; Cyprinidae. The transcript is spliced from 9 exons. Gene Ontology annotation, molecular function: iron ion binding; oxidoreductase activity, acting on paired donors, with incorporation or reduction of molecular oxygen, reduced flavin or flavoprotein as one donor, and incorporation of one atom of oxygen; heme binding.